AUGUCCGCAACGACCACGGUGACACAGGUGGAGCCCAUCACCGCCGAGAGUAUCCUGCGGCUUUUCCCUGAUAUUGAUACCAGUUCUGCGGAGCUGGAUGGCCAUGAUGCAGAGCAGAUCCGUUUGAUGGAUGAGGUCUGCAUCGUCCUGGACGAGAACGACAAGCCCAUUGGUAACUUCAGCAAGAAGAUAUGUAAGGAUCCUGACCCCUCUCCUCCUGGAGCCACGGUGAGAGAAGCAGGCAGGAGUAAGAGCUGACUUGGGCGCCUCAAAGGUCACCUCAUGACGAAUAUUGACAAGGGCCUCCUCCAUCGCGCAUUCUCCGUCUUCCUCUUCAACGAGAAGAACGAACUACUUCUCCAGCAGCGCGCGACCGAGAAAAUUACCUUCCCAGACAUGUGGACGAACACUUGCUGCUCGCAUCCAUUAGGAGUCCCAGGCGAAGGAGGCGUGGAGUUGGAAGAAGCGGUGGCAGGUGUGAAGAACGCUGCGGUUCGAAAACUCGACCACGAGCUCGGCAUUAAAGCUGCCCAAGUGCCAAUCGAGAACUUCAAGUUUCUGACAAGAAUCCAUUAUAAGGCGCCGAGUGACGGAAAGUGGGGUGAACAUGAGAGUGCGUAUCCCGGAGCCUUCAGUCUACGCGUCCCCAAACCUGACAUCUCUACAGUUGACUACAUCUUAUUCAUCAAAGCCAAAGUUGACUUGGAACCAAACCUCAACGAGGUUCGAGAUACCUGUUAUGUUACCGCCGACGGUCUCAAGAAGAUGUUCAACGAUCCUACUCUAAAGUUUACUCCUUGGUUCAAACUCAUUUGCAACUCGUUGCUCUUCGAAUGGUGGGAGCAUCUGGACGAGGGCCUCGAGAAGUACAUGAACGAGCGCGAUAUCCGCAGAAUGUGA
Molecule: messenger RNA, 900 nt
Organism: Hymenoscyphus albidus
Lineage: Eukaryota; Fungi; Ascomycota; Leotiomycetes; Helotiales; Helotiaceae
Source: the annotation of a GenBank genome assembly